CCGUUGCGGCGGCCGCGGCGCAGAGCGCGGCUGCCUCGAUGGCGGUGACGGCUGUAGCGGUGCAACUGAUGGAGGUGGUCCACGGGGUGAAGGACAACGAUUGGCUGGUGAAGCUGCUGAGGGGCAUGAUCUGCGGGCCGGGUGCCGGCGACAAGCAAAAGAAGGACCGAUCCAAGAAGCGAGAGGCUUCCCUCAGGAGGUGCAAGGCCCUGGCACAGGCCCUGGUGAACGUCCAGCUGGGUCUCGACGAGGGGGUCAGCGCCGUACCCCCCGAUACCGGAAGGUGGGGGGUCCUUUGCCGUGCCAGCCCCUCCCUCCUGGCCCCCCACGUGCAAUCCCUUCUGCCGUACCUGAAGGGGGAGAACGGCCUCACCGCCGCACAAGAGUCGGAGAUCUGCAGACAGGUGUCAGACAUGGUGUACGAGGCGCUCCCGCUCAUGAAGAAUCCCGACCUGACGCAGAUGACAGAGCUGGCUGACGAUUUGGUCCAGCUGGCCUACCGCUUCGGCUCUGCCGUCGUGCAUGCCUCUCUACGGUGCCUAGCUAGGUUCUACGCCUUCGGCGGGGACGAGGGCGGCGGCGACGGCCAUCAAGAUCUGGAGGGCGGGGGUCCUUGGGGGUUUGGCCUAGCGGAUCAAGUAACUGAGCAGGGAGCGCGCUUGGAGGUUUUCGAGAUGCUUCGGGUCUACUUCACCAAGGCGAAAGGGCCGCACCUUCGAUCCAAGGCGCUUCAGGGGUUGGGCCAACUCUUGAUCGGCGCCCCGAGGCUGAUGCUGCUCGCGGACCAGCACGGCGUGGUGGGGGCCGCCCUCGCUGAGGGGGCCGGCGACGAAGUGCUGGUGCAAGCCCUCAGGUGUUUCAAGGACAUCCUCGAAGCCGAAGAGGAUCGGGUAGAGACCGGUCUCGCCAGGGUCGACAUGGAAGCUACAGGUGUAACCGUCGCCCAGCGCGUCCAAGGCGACCAGGACGGCGAGAGCUCGGUCGUGGGCGGGGUGUUGCAGAUGCACCUCGCAGCCGUCCUGUCCCGCCUUUUCCACAGGAACCGCGUGGUCAACCCGGUGGAUGUGGUUCCGCAGCUGCUGGCGCUGGGCGGCGACAGCGCGGGUUUCGUUCGGGCAGAGGCGUUUCGACUUCUCACGGUGGAGGACAGCAAGAACGGCGAGUUCAUCCGGACCAGGCUGUUGGACGGGCUCUUCAUGGCCUACACGUUCCAGCAACACGUGCUGUGCGACUGGAGGCCGCUCCUGCCCAGCACCGACCCCGCGGCGGGAGGCAUGGGCGGGGGCUGCUCCAUCGUUGGACCCGCCUACACGCUGUGCGUUCGACCGCAGAGACCCAGCCGUUACUCGUGCCUCAGGCUGCUCCUGUCCCUCUUCUCGGAGGCGAAGGCGUGGGAGCUGUCCUCGUUCGUGUCGUCCUCCAAGGAAAAACUGGGAGUUUCGUGCGUUGUUGUUGGUAGCGGCGACAGGGGUCGGGUAGGGGGGGAGGACCCUUUUGUCGGGGCGACGCAUCCAUCGGCCAAGAGGGCGAGGAAUUCCCUCAGCAGAUCUUCCAGCCUAGGCCCAAGCGAACGCGCGAAAAUGGGGCCUCUGGACAUGCGGGCGCUGUCGUUCGUGUGCUGCACCUUGGCAGGCCUGCCGUACCAGGUCCAGGAGGAGCCUCUCUUCGUCAUCGACUACGUCAACCGCCAGAUGUCGCUGCAGGGGAGCCAGUGCUUGGAGCUGCUGCACACUCUUCUCGCGAGAAAGGGCGUGCCGACGCCCCCCCCAGAUAGCGACGACAUUGAGGAAGACGAUCUGGGCUUGCAUGCGGCGAGAGAGCGUCAGGAAGGAGGGCACCGAGUCAGCGGUGUCGCCGAUCUCACCACCCCGGAGCAUAACAGCGAAAACGGCAAUCCGCGGGCCCUCUCGCGCUCCGCCACGGCACCCCCUGCCGUGGGCGGUGACGGGGCGUCAUCGGCAGCGGGUAUGGGAGCGGCCAAUGCGGAAGAGGAGAACAUGAUGCAUCUUAGGAAGACGUGCUCCGCAGCCGCGGCGUUCAGCAUGCUGCUUCGGCUCAAGGUUUACCUCAAGUCGGCUUACGGGCUGACGGCGGCCAGGUGCCAGUCCUACAAGCCCAAUGAGGCCACGAAGGCCAAUGAGAAGCAAGCGCAAUCCCCGAACCCUCCCCCGGAGACGUUCAAUCCCUUCACUACGGCCAAGAAGGGGGCAGGGAAGAACGUUGUCGACACCUCUUCCAUAGCGGCUGCGGCCGCGUCAGCCGCGGAAGUCCUGGACUCAGGGUCUCCGGUGGAACUGUCGGCCUUCUACAUGGAGUUGAGACGUCUCGCGCAGGACGACCCCGAGGAUUAUGCCGGCUGGGAGGGCCUGCAGGAGGCCGUGUCCGACGGCCAAGACGGCGGCGGGGGCGGCGAGACCGAUGCCGGUUCGGGGUCGGACAACAACGCCCCCAAGAAGCGCGGCAAGAAGCGAGGGUUGGCUUCUUCGAGCGGGGGUGCGCGCGCCAAGAAGAGGAGAGCGAGCGCGGGGGACGCGCUUUCGACAGCCAAAAAACGAGGUGGCGUCGGCGGCAGGGGGAAGGGGGUCAAGGCCAAGGGCAAGAAGCCGAAAACCGCAAGACGGCGGAAGAGCACGGGGGGGUUUGCGGGCGUUAGCGAUAGCUCGGGGAGAGACGACGACGACGACGAAGACGACGACGAGGACUGGGCGUAGGCCGGGUGCACAGUUGGGUGUGUUCCUCGUGGUAUUGUUGUAUGUUUGGUCUCUUGCGGAUGGGGGUUGGGCGCUGGGUGACUCACUCGAAGAACGCGCUCGUCGUGUCGGCACUCGAGGUACCUCUACCUGCUGCUGGCGCUCGAGCUGUCCGUUCCCGAUUUGUGCUGGUGGUGUUCACCCUUUUCCUGGUGAGGGCGGUCGGCGAUGAGGUUGGGGUCGCGGCCUAGGACGCCUGUUACCAGCCCCUAUAGGCACUUUGACGCGCCUGCCGCCCGCAACAGCAACAUCUCAUUUAUUUUGCUGAUUGGGCGUGCCGAGAUUUCUGCCGGAGAGACCAUGGAUUUAUUUCCCUUUCUCUGGUGCGUAGGGCGUAGGAUGAAUGUCGCAAGUUGCAACAAUAGAGCCGGAAAGCAGAAGAGGAAGGGGAAAAACUACUGCCGGUCUGCCGCCCCCCCGAGCUGGUAAGGGUAGAGGUCGCUAUUUUUCAUGGGCGAAGUGGACUGCUGCCGCCCCCGUGAGUUGGCAAGGGGUAGAGGUCCCUGUUUUCCAGGGGCGAUCUGGACUGGAUAUUUGUAGGGAAUAGCAAAUUAGCACAGUGUAAAUCUGCAGGAAUUUUACGCCGACGACAGAAAAAACGGGUGCCGAGCAUGGGCGUACGAUCGAGGGGGGGAUCACUCGGCUUUUGCGGUCGGCGGUCGACAUGGAAAGAAGUAGACCAAGCGUUUCGUUGACGGCGGCGCGAUUAUUUGGAGGAGAGGCAGUAGUAUAUCGUGGGGCCUGCAUCAGUAGUGUGAGAGUUGUAUUACAUACACCAAACGGUCGAGGGGAGCAUGCGCCGAAGCAAGGUAGCUGUAGAGGGGCGGGGAGGGCGAAGGAAUUGCGUCGCCGUUCUGUUACGCGCGGGUUGGCUCUACCUCACUGCAGAUGCGGCGUCUGGGAUUUCUGGCGUCAGGGCAGCUUUCAACGCGAAACAUACAUGCGGCGUGAUGAUAUUCUUUUUAUUGGUUAACGAUCGCUCUCUUCCUGAAGAAAGCGAACCGCUCUUUCGUCCUCACUAGGAGGACCCUCCGUCGGGUAUGGACUGGGGUUGUCAUUGUGUGUUUGUAGAUGGUGGUUUACGGGAUAGAGGUACUUUUUCGUCGUCUCUUGGUGUGUUGUGGGUUGUGGGGUCGUUUGCAGGACACUCUCGCCGCCUGAAAAGUAUUAGGCAAGAGCAGCGUAAGUGGAUCGUUGGGUACUUGCUAGAGUUCUCUGGCCAGUCGAGCGUGCACUGCAGUACAUCGGCGUCCGCAUGGCGUGGGUGCUCGCUACGGUUAUUGGCGCACGCGGUGUUCAUAUGGGAGGCCGGACGAUGCACCGUUUGGACCACCACGAAAGUGUGUCGCGCGCAACACUCGUACUGCUGUAGCACACACGAAACCUAUAUUUGUAGUGUACCAUAGAGUUUCUGGAGCGUCGUCCUUCCCUUGUACGCGAGCGGUGUUGGAUUGGAUCAUCGACAGAACAGUCAAGGGAGGGCAGGCUCUCUCCGCGUGAGCCGUACGUGGAGAACCGUGUUUUGUAGUGAUAUUUCAAUCGCUGUGGUAUCUGUCUACUUUAGUCUACGCCCUCAACGAGCAAUGUUUGGUCACGCCGCGGCGACCAGGCAGUGGAAAAAGCGUUGGGUCUUGCGGAGAGCGAAGGAUCAGCGGAUCACGUUUAAGUUAGUGGCUGUUUCGCGCAAAUACCAUGUACAUCAAGCAACGGCGUUGUUCAACCUGGGGUUUUGAAUGGCGGGAAUGACCAGUCACGUUGCGUUCAUUCCGUACACUUCGGCAGGGUGUGGGGAUUCGUUAGAGACGUUUCAUGAAGGCACAGUGCUGCUGCUCUCUCUUGUGUGUGCCACUGGCUGGUGUGAAAUAGGCAUGUUCCUUGGGUGACAUCAAUGCUCGGUCUAUAGUAGUCUAUACAUGGAUUCAAUUACAGUCCUGGCUCCGUUAUAAGAGGGUACCUCACAAGAGGGGGCUCCGACACAAAGGGGUCGAAAUCGUUUGUCACGGACUCGAUUCGCUAUAGUAGGGUAUCCCUCUUGUACAGAGACCGGACCCUAUAUAGUGGAGUCACCCCACUAAAGAGGGGAAUUACCGCACUAUCGGGCUUGAAAGUGAGGGACUGUCGCUGGUGUAAGGCUCCCCCGGCGUUUAACUCACACACAAACACACCUACCUUCCUCACAACAACGCCGCAGGAAGAACAGACCAGAGAGGAGCUGCCAAUGAACAGUGAUAUUUUGGUGAAAGCGGUGGCAAAUACAAGGAGGAUGAACGAGGUUUUCGUGUGAUUGAGAGCGAAGUUUCUGAUUGAGAGCGAGAUUGCGCGAUGCGCUGUAGCUGGACUACCGCUGAGAGGUGGAGCUUGCUGCGUGACUUGAAUUGAAGGCCUAGCCCGUAGCAACAAGGGGUCAUCCUGUGGGCGUCUCUCGUUGUGGAGCUACAGCGGGGAGCAGAAUCUACAGCAGAGCUCACCGCCUGCGAUCAAAUCGCCCUGAAACAGUUUGAGGCAGGAAUAGCCAAUCUGGGGAAAUCUAGCAACUUGUCUAGCUCCUAGCUGCAGCAUCCGAUCGCGAUGACACGCAUAUGCUCGUGACGCUGCUGAUGAGACCUUCAAUUUGCGCCGCUUCUUGGAAGAGCCCGCCCCCUACUUCCCAAGAAAUGGCAAGAGGCGUCUGGACCCGAAAUUUCAAUUUUUUUGGCUCCCGCUCUCAAUCGUAUACUCCGCUCUCAAUCAGGCGAAAACCCUGUUGAACGUGCAAAGAUGAUGAAAGCAUGAAAGCACUCCGAAACGAACACGUGUGUAAAAUUAGCAGCCGAGGGGGGCUGUUUGUGCUAGGCUAGAAUUUCGUCCCUUUCAGCAUAUGGUUCAAAACCUGCAGCGCAGAUAGACCUUAAUAGUUCUCUAUAUAUUUAUUUAUUUAUUUUUGCCUUCCGACAAUUGCAGAUGUACCUCAGAAAACUUUCACUUAAUGUCUCAUACUCUACAUGAAUAUUAAACCAAUACGAAGUACAACAACAUAUGUAGGACUUAUUUCUACUGUCAUUUACAUCGUAAAAGUAUCUCCUCUUCAACUUACCAAUGACAAUCCUGAUGGUAUCCUAUAUGCGUUCGUAAGCUUGCUAAAAUACUACUGCGUUGAUGUCCGCUUGUAAAAGCUGAAAUCCAACAAAUGCUUUGAUCCAUGCUACAUCUCCGUGUUGGAAAAGCCCUUUCAUCUCCGUUCAUGAUAACAUCUUACCCUAUUCUACGCAAAUCUGUCACAUCUACUCUCAAACAAGACGCCAACUUCAAACGAAAACGCGUUCUACGAUGCGUCUACACUCCAUCCCCAUAUCAUUGGCGUUGACUGGUCCGAGGUCGAUCUUGUUCGCCUGUUUUCGGCGUCUUGACGCCCGCGCAAUGCGAGCUUGUACCUCUGCACUCGCCGAGAUAUGGCCACCUGUGUAGCCACCGAAACGAUCUGAAGAAGUCGUUCCUUGAAGACUCCUUUCAGAGCCAUCGUUCCUCCGUCCCUUCCUCCCACGGCAUGUGUCGCAAGUUCAUCGAUGAACUCGUAACCCUCCUCUCCAAGGCGGCCAAAGCUUUCCACGGCUAAGGUGGUGCAAUUACAGCACUCACAUGAAGUUAGUUGCUCAUGGUGGCAGACGUGUCGAGGAAAUUGUAACGUGGUUGUUCGACUCUGUAGACUAUGUACGCGUGUUAAAUGCAGGCAUGAACAUGUUCUUUACCUCCUAUUUAGUAUCAAUGGCUGCGUCAUGUUGGCUGCGAGGCAAUUAUUCUCUGCAGAUGUUCCCACACUCCGUGAACGAAAAAAACAAAACGGGAAGCGUUGCCGAUACGAUCACGAUCACCCGGCUUGCUUCGGGCGUGUGAACUCGAGCAACGAGCCCACCACACGCGCCUUACAGUCCACCACACAUCGUCUACAUACUACAUACAUGCUUAUACACCUACACGGCAUACUGGUACGCUGUGCCGUAGUCAAAGUGCCUUUGUUGCUCGAGAUUUCCCGACUUUCCCUUUACAAGAGGGUACCCUACUACGGAGCACCCUCAUUCAACAGGAGAACCCUCUUACACCGGGCUCCGAUUCGAGAGGGUGGAGAGCCGUUGUCACACCACCCUCUUCUAACGGAGCCACGACUGUAUUUGAAAGCGUGCGCUGGCUCUCUUGCACAUGUAGUAUCAAUCUCGUCUGCUAGUGCUCAUUUUGCCUCUCAACAAUGACCACACCCUUUUCCUGUUGUCGCACGAACACCGCAUCGGAGGGACAAAUGUGGAGAAAGAGCGUGGGCCUUUCUUUGCAAUCUGUGGCCGUGGCCGGACAUCGUUUGACUUACACUACAUAGGGCCGUUCGUUUUAAACGGACCGACUUUUUGUCAAAAUUUUUGAAAGUGUCGAAAAAAUGGAACCUGUAUGUAGGCGUUUGUCCAUUAUUUUCAAAAAUAUUUGGAACGAAGUUGGGCGCGAAAACUUUGCUCCACUUCGUUCCAACUUGUUGACAACCCUCUCAAAGUAUUUGGAGCACUUUCCAAAGUACCCUUGCAGAGGCACGCGAGGGCUGCUGCGUCUGCACCACGAGUGCCCCUCACCGUAGAAAGUCAGCUAGGGUUGUGUGUGGGUCAUGGCCGACGUUGAUGAUGACGUGGAAAGUCGCUGUUGCCAACGUUGACGAUGCUGUCUGCUGUUGCUGUGUCGUCCGAAAAACGGCGGUCCGCCAUGAUGGCUUGCAGUUGUUGCUUCGCGUCCGCCGCUUUGUUUUUUCCUUUUCCCGGGGGGGUAGGAGCAGUGGUUGCCACCCCUCGCCGGCGGAGUGCUCCACCCUCGCUCUGAGUGUUGGUGGCGGCAGCGCCUCCCGUGGUAACAUGAGUGUUCCCCGAGAUGCCAGGCAACAGCACUAUCAUGCUGGAGAGCAAGCCUCCACCGCCUACGGCGGCACCGAGAGAGCCCGUCUGCUGGAAUUUCGCCGGGGUUUUGGUCUGCCGGCCACGCUGGGUGGUCGUGAUAUCCAUGUCGGUGUCCAUGAUGUCGUGUUUUCCGCGGUUUGUGUUGUGUCGUGUGUGUUGUCUCGAAGUGAGCGCUACAACUCACGGACGGCGUCAUUUUUUUUGACACAAGUUGCACAAGUCCACGUCACACGUUUGAAAUGACUGCACACAGGUUCCAGGUUUUUGAAAGACAAAUGUCGAAAAUCUGACAAAAAAGUCGGUCCGUUUAAAACGGCCCAUA
Ectocarpus sp. CCAP 1310/34 is the source of this 7976-nucleotide messenger RNA. Lineage: Eukaryota; Phaeophyceae; Ectocarpales; Ectocarpaceae. The record is from the annotation of a GenBank genome assembly.